Messenger RNA from Centruroides sculpturatus (bark scorpion), 1429 nucleotides. Its product is annotated as tubulin beta chain-like. Gene Ontology annotation, cellular component: microtubule; cytoplasm. Lineage: Eukaryota; Metazoa; Arthropoda; Arachnida; Scorpiones; Buthidae. The transcript has 8 exons. Gene Ontology annotation, biological process: mitotic cell cycle; microtubule cytoskeleton organization. Bases 1 to 1341 code for a protein of 446 amino acids. The record is from RefSeq and is a predicted model, not a curated record. Gene Ontology annotation, molecular function: structural constituent of cytoskeleton; GTP binding; GTPase activity.
AUGCGUGAAAUCGUUCAUAUACAGGCUGGUCAGUGUGGAAAUCAGAUUGGUGCUAAGUUCUGGGAAGUUAUAUCCGAUGAACAUGGAAUUGAUGCCACAGGAACAUACCACGGUGAUUCUGAUUUACAACUAGAAAGAAUUAAUGUCUAUUAUAAUGAAGCUGCAGGUGGUAAAUAUGUUCCUAGAGCACUUUUGGUUGAUCUGGAGCCUGGAACAAUGGACUCUGUACGUUCAGGUCCAUUUGGACUCUUGUUUCGACCAGAUAACUUCAUAUUUGGACAGAGUGGUGCAGGAAAUAAUUGGGCCAAAGGUCAUUACACAGAAGGUGCUGAAUUGGUAGAUAGUGUUAUGGAUGUUGUUCGUAAGGAAUCCGAAUCCUGUGAUUGCCUGCAAGGUUUCCAGCUCACUCAUUCUUUAGGUGGAGGAACUGGUUCUGGUAUGGGUACUUUACUCAUUUCCAAAAUCAGAGAAGAAUAUCCAGACCGCAUAAUGACUACAUUCUCUGUUGUUCCAUCUCCUAAGGUAUCUGAUACUGUGGUUGAACCUUAUAAUGCUACACUUUCAGUCCACCAAUUAGUAGAAAAUACAGAUGAAACAUUUUGCAUAGAUAAUGAAGCUUUAUAUGAUAUUUGUUUCCGAACUCUCAAAUUAACAUCUCCAUCAUAUGGUGAUCUGAAUCAUUUAGUAUCAGCAACAAUGUCUGGUGUCACAACAUGCUUAAGAUUCCCUGGUCAACUUAAUGCAGAUUUAAGAAAGUUAGCAGUUAACAUGGUUCCAUUCCCCAGACUUCAUUUCUUCAUGCCUGGUUUUGCACCCCUUACAUCAAGAGGAAGUCAACAAUAUCGUGCUCUAUCUGUUCCUGAACUAACACAACAGAUGUUUGAUGCUAAAAACAUGAUGGCAGCCUGUGAUCCUCGUCAUGGUAGAUAUCUUACAGUAGCUGCAAUGUUUAGGGGAAGAAUGAGUAUGAAAGAAGUUGAUGAACAGAUGCUCAACGUACAGAAUAAAAAUAGCAGUUAUUUUGUAGAAUGGAUCCCAAACAACGUUAAAAUUGCUGUUUGUGACAUUCCUCCACGUGGUCUGAAAAUGUCAGCCACAUUUAUAGGAAAUUCUACAGCCAUUCAGGAGAUUUUUAAAAGAAUUUCAGAGCAAUUUUCUGCCAUGUUUCGCAGAAAGGCUUUCCUUCACUGGUAUACUGGAGAAGGAAUGGAUGAAAUGGAAUUUACAGAAGCAGAAUCAAAUAUGAAUGAUCUUGUGUCAGAAUAUCAGCAAUAUCAAGAAGCAACAGCUGAUGAUGAAGCAGAAUUUGAUGUUGAUGAAGAACCAAAUUACGAGGGUUAAAAUAAUUACAGAUACUUCUGAUAUUUAUCUAAGAAAAAUGUUGGUUGUGAGAGGUAUUAAUGGUUAACUGUUAAAAUUAAAAAUGGAA